Gopherus flavomarginatus (Mexican gopher tortoise) is the source of this 2249-nucleotide messenger RNA. RefSeq names its product signaling lymphocytic activation molecule-like. Bases 54 to 1046 code for a protein of 330 amino acids. Lineage: Eukaryota; Metazoa; Chordata; Testudines; Testudinidae. The record is from RefSeq and is a predicted model, not a curated record. The transcript has 7 exons.
CCUGUAUUUGCAGCUCAGAUUGCAUAGUUUCAGCUACAGGCAAAGAUGAAGACAUGGAGGUGAGACGCCCCUGUGUCCCCUUACUGCUCCCAACGCUGCUCAGUUUCUUGGCAGGCAUCAUAAUUAGCCAAGCACUGACUCCCCACCGCCAGGUGAAUGGGAUUCUAGGAGGAUCGAGCUUGCUGGCUGUGGAUCUAUUGCCUGGGAAAAAUGUGAACAAAAUUGAAUGGAGCUUUCGUGCUGGGUCGGGUGUGAAGAUUCAGGUGGCUGAGUUCAACGGGAGGAAGUUUGAGCGACCCGAUCCCAACGACAGAUUUAAGCAGAGGCUAGAAAAGUACAAUGAGACCUCGCUGAGGAUCAGGGUUCUGGAGCUGGACGAUCGCGGAGUUUAUGAGGCCCGGCUUAAGAUAGUACCAGCAACUGUGGAGGAACAGGCCUUUCUCCUCGCGGUCUAUGAGCCAGCGCCAGCGCCAGAGAUAAAGAGUCACUCGCUCUCCAGCACGGCAGCUGGGUGCAAUGUCACUCUGCAGUGUGAGGUGUCUGUCAGGGAAAAGGUUAACGUCUCCUGGAGUAGAGGGAACCCACCUCGAGACCUGGGCAAUUUGGAGCGGUACCAGCUCACUCCUGAUGGCAGGACCCUUCACCUGUCUCUGCAGCCCAACCCCCCAGACUCGACCUUCACCUGCACGGCCAGCAACCCCGGGGACCAGAAGAGCAUCUCACUUGACCUGCAGAGCAAGUGCCAAAGCAGAGACACAUCCAUGUGGAUGGGGCCUCUUUGCAGUGGACUGAUCGUCGUCACAGCAGCCUGUGUCGGGAUGUGGCUAUGGAAGACAAGGAGGAAAAAGCCAAUCGGCCGAGCUGCUGUCCCCACGGUCCCAGAGGAGGAAUGUCCUUCAGAGCCCCACUAUGCUGAGAUCAAGAGGAGGAGCCCUCCGGAGGGGAACGACCAGGACCCUGGCUUCCCAAGCGAGAGACCACCCAUCACCACCAUCUAUGAUCAGAUCCGAGUGGUCCCAGCUGGCCCCUCUGAGCAGGUUGCCUAGGCCAGCAGGCUGAUGGCCUGGGAACAGCUCAGCAGUGUUUGCCUUGCGAGUGGGAGUGGAGCUUUUGGCCAUGGUACCAGUCAGCAGAAGCAACUACUGAUCUGGGGUCAAGUCCACCUGGUGGGGUGAUGCCAAAUGGAUGAGACACACACGCUCAAAGAACCACAAAUCUGCUCCUUGGCAGGAGGUGAGAGCUGGUGGGGUAGAGUUUUAUCUUGGAAUUAGAGCAGGAGGCUGGGAAUCAGGACUCCUGGGUUCUGUCCCCACCUCUGGGCAGGAAUGUGGUCUGCUGGGGGGAGGACUAGGAGUCGGGGCUCCUGGGUUGUAUGCCCAGUUAAGGGAGAGGAGUGUUAUCUAAUGGUUAGAGCAGGAGGAGCGUGGAAACCAGGACUCCUUAUUCCCCCUGACUCACUCCUCAGCUGUGCUUCCUGUUAAUGAGAUUUCCCUGCCUCCAGGGGAGGGGAUUUGUGUAAAACUCAGCUGAAGUGCUUUGAGAUUCCCGAGCAAAAGACACACACUCUCACACUCUCCCCCCUCACACACACUGCGUGCACACACAGAGCAACCUUGCAAAAUACAAUCAUUUCUGUCUGCUUUGUUUCAAAAUAGAAGCGCCAAAAAAAGUGUGUGGCAGAGACAACAAAGUCCUGCAGCAUCCUUGGAGGAUCUUCUGGUGGAAAGUGUGUGUGUUCUUGUGGGUCAGGAUCAUAUGUCGCCUCUCGAGGAGGUAGCUGUGGCAGAUGUAAGACCUUGGAGUUUGCAAGACUCUGCUGAAAAUGCCCCAGACACGCAGGGCCUUUUGGGACAAGAAGUGGGAAAUGGAUUUCCUGGGAGAAUCCCAAGGGAAAGGUACAUGCAAAUUCCCCCAUCUCUGGUUCUGCAACCCCCCCGCUCCCCCAGCCUUUCGAAGCUAUGCCCUGGGGAGGCCUCAUUGUCUGCUGCAAACAUGUGAUGUGAGGCCAUGAAAGAAAAAGCUGAUCUGCCCAAUCUCUGCUCUGGUUCCAGACCUAAGACAGACGAAGUUGAAACCAUGGGAGAAAAACCCAGUUGUGGGUUUUCAAGGACUGAACCUACCAGAGCCCGAGGUUGGGGCUGGGGCUGGGCUCUGGGAAGCUUUUGAGCGUGUCUAGGUUAUCCUGCCGUCUUCAUCUGUUUGCUCUGUAAUGCUUUUACCUUAAGAAUAAAGGCAUUAGCCCAGCAGGA